Molecule: messenger RNA, 1431 nt
Organism: Naegleria gruberi
Lineage: Eukaryota; Heterolobosea; Eutetramitea; Acrasida; Naegleriidae
Exons: 1
Coding region: 1-1431 (476 amino acids)
Molecular function (GO): protein binding
Source: RefSeq, a predicted model, not a curated record
AUGGCGGCAUCACAUGAAGGGGAAAAUUCAUCAUCAGAAAGAUCAUCUCAUGAUGUACAUUUGUUGAAUCUCCCGAUCGAGAAUAUUACAUCAAUAUUGUCGUUUGUUACAUUAUUCGAGUUGAUUCCUUUGGCAAGAGUUUGUAAAUAUUUUCAUUCAAUUAUUUUGCCAUUUGAUGAUCAUCAGGGGAAUCAAGAUCAAGAUCCGAAUGAUUAUUUGCUUUGGAGAAAUGUUGCAUAUUGUCAUUUCAAGAGGCCAUUUGUUGAUUUGGGAAGAAAGAAGAGACGUGUUGAAAGAGUGAUUGAUAUUAAUUUAAAGUAUGAUGUGAAAGAUGUGGAAAGAAUCAAAAAGAUUAUCCAAAAUACUGGUGAUUAUUGGUAUAAUUUGAUAAUUGAUUUUGAUGGUAAUGAUUCUAUGGUAACUGAUUACAUGUAUUUAUUGCAAACUAGAAAAUUGCCAAACUUGAAAAUUUUGAGAGCAAAUCAUGUUGAUUCGUCCUCUGCAGAUGUUAUUUCUAAAGUAUUAUCAAUGUGCCCUGUCAUUGAAGAAUUAACACUCAAACAAACAGGAAUAUUAGAACUUGAAUUAGAGUCAAUCAAAAAGAAAACAUACAAAACUCUAAAGAGAUUAACUGUCAAUAGUUCAGAAAAUAUGCUGUGCGGUCCAGCAAAAGGAUAUGUUGUCCCAACAGAUUUUCAUUUUCAACAAUUGGAAGAAGUUUACUUGUCUGGAUUAACAUAUUGUGAUUUUUCUACAACCAAUACUUCAAAUCCUAAAACAAUCAAAUCAACACUUUUUAAAUCAAAGAAAUUGAAAAAAGUUGUCAUGGAGAGAUGCAAUUUGAUUUUUGGAAAUUGGUUCCUAUCAUUCUAUCCUAAACAAAUUGAAUACCUAGAAAUAAGGGAAUCUACCAAUUUGGAUAUAGAAAUUAUUGAGCAUAUUCUCAAAAUGAAAAAUCUCAAAACUCUUAUUAUCGACAUACAACAAACAGCAAAUACGGAAGCAAAUACGGAAGUAAAGUCCCACCUCUCAGACAAUAUUAUUUCAAGAAUAUUCAAAGAACUCGAAUAUUUGGAAUGUUUGGAUAUUACUGGUGAUUUGUCGAGCAUACGUGGUGAAUGUUUUCAACAUCUCAGAACUGUUAAUCACUUGACCCAUUUAGUACUUGACAGUACCACUCCAUUACACAUGAUUGACUAUUUACAGGAAAACAAGAACACAUCUUUCCUUAGAAACUCCUCAGUUCAACAUUUGUUCAUUUCUGGGGAUCAAAAAUUUGAAAGUGAUGAAUUGUGUGAAGAAUUAAUUCUUUCCUAUUUCAGUGAAGAUGUAUUGGAAGAUUACUGCCUGGAAGAGAUUUCGACAGAGCCAAAGGCUACCUUAAAUCUUGUCAAUAGAGAAUCAGUAUUCUACGAUGAGUACAAUAACUAA